Molecule: messenger RNA, 2927 nt
Organism: Spodoptera litura
Lineage: Eukaryota; Metazoa; Arthropoda; Insecta; Lepidoptera; Noctuidae
Source: RefSeq, a predicted model, not a curated record
GACCGGGCGCUCGUGUCCGCGUGCACGAGUACCUCGCGAACCGAUUACAACCUUUUAUUGACAUACCCAUCACGCGAGAUCUAAAUAAAAAGUUUGUCUGUACUCUUUGAAAAAUGUGACAAAAGACUACGCUUCAUUCAAGGUGGUGUGAACACCAUAAAGUGAGGAGUAUAGUCUCCUCAGCGACCAGAUGAUCAGUUUCAGUGUUAUCGGGAGCGAUAGAAGGCCACAAAAAUUGCUCCCCACGGCAGUCCAGCGCGCGCGUAUAUCGCCUAUCACAAACUCGGGACAGGCAUGGAGGCCCAGACCGCCACGCCGCAAACCGAGUGCGAAUGUGGCGUACACCCUUCUGUCUUCUACCUGCUGGCCACCUUGCUCCUCACCAGCUGCUCGACGGCGAUGCUGUGCGCAGCCAUCAUGACAGAGCAUUGGGAGCAUGUGGUGUGGGAGCACGCCGCAUUGGCUGCUCUCGCCAACGCUUCCAAUACGGCCCUGCAAUGGCUACUCGACGAGAAAGUCGCAAAGAUUGAAGACACAAGUAAUCGAAAGGGCGGGGGGACCUUUCUAGUGCCGAUGAACGGAGGUAUCUGGACGAUGUGCGUGUCUCUUGAAGAGGAAGAGGUGUCGAUAUUGUCCAGGGUCGGCUUCCCCUCGCAGCCAGUAUGCACAAAUUAUUUAGCAAACAGUGACGAUGAGGAGCCUCGAGCUGAUUGGCAACAUCGUAUGCAGAAUCUAUCCAUAUCAUGCGCCCUAGUCUGCCUGAUUGUGCUGGGCAGCGCGGCAUUGGUGGGCGCGUUCGGCAUUUGCAAGCAUCAGAUCAGCGCCGUACUUAUUACAGGCGUCAUGUAUCUAUUAGCCGGUUUGUUCGCCAUGUUCACACUAAUGAUCAUCCACUUCAAGCGGGUGCAGCGUGUGUCAGCUCGUGGCAGCUCGCACGCGGACGGCACGGGCGACGGCGUAGUCGGUCCACGAGGACCUGCACUCUCACUCCUCUCCGCUAGAGAGUUCUCCACCGCCUGGUCUCUAGAACUUGGCUGGGGAGGAGUCGCCCUCGCCACCACCACCUCUCUCCUCUGGAUCCUCCUAUCCAAAAUCAUGAGGUACAACCCUAUCUCAGCUAUGCUCCUCUUAAUCUAAUCACACCCCUCGAUUGAAAUCUUCCCUAGAUUUUCUUUCAUACAAAUUACUAGUCAAUUACCAAUUUUAAGGUUUUGAAAUGUUGGUUAGCAGGCGUAACCGUGCAGGGAAGAUCUCAUUGAUGUUUAUUUUAUAAAUACUUAGUACAUAAGAAAUAAGAAAAAAAAAGAACAAUUCACAGAGAUAUUAUUUGCUCUAUACUCCAAGGCUUUAUAGACAAUAGUACCUAAACGUGCUCGAUACGCGACCUUUUUAAAUUCUUAACAGCUAUAACUUACUUUACUUCGACGUUACGCUUUGAAUUUGAAUAAGCUUUAGAUAAUCGCCGAGCUUGCUGCCGUCCAUUGCUAUAAAUGUUAUUGUUAUACUUCUCUUUUCUAUUUUACGUAAUUCCCUUACCUACCUAAUAUUGCUAUCUACUAAAAUAAUUAUACAAUGUUACAUACUUACUAACUAAAUAAAGUUUUCAAAUAUUUUAAGUACUCGCUCUACGAAAGAAUUGUUAGACGCUUUCAUAGUCAGUAAAGUUCUGUGCAUUUAUUAAAUUGAAGAUAAUAAUAUUCGAGUUACCAGCUCCCGGCCUACUGUUUAAAAUGCCGACUAAAUAAAAUAUUUCCAAUAUCUCACUGUUGGUAGUUGUAGAUACACGAAGAUAAACAAAAAUAGUUUCAGGACGUAAGUAAGAACAUAAUAAUUACAGCUACAUAUUAUUUUAAAAAUAAUAUUUAGCGAUUUAAAGAGUUAUGGUGCUUUGAGUAUCAAAAUUAUUCAGUAAUUUGUGUGUAUUAUUAAUAGAUGUAUUAUUAUAGUACUAAUUAGUUGUGUACGCUUUGAUUUUACUAUGAACCCUUUUUAUUAUAGUUAAGAUAUUAAAUGUGAAAUUGUCAGUCCGAUAUAAUGAAUAUUGUAUGUACACUGAACAGUAUCAAGCAUUUAGAUCACGCACAUAUUCUUUGUAAGAAGUUUGGUUCAAAUUAUAAUAUUACCUACAUUUAAUUUAAGUGUACCUAAUAUUAGUGAAAAUAGUUUAAGUUAGUUACAAAAGUAAAUAAGAAGGGUAUGAAAUAUUAAUUAUAAUUACUUAUACUUUAUAUUAUUUUAGUAGAAUUAUAUUAAAUCUCUACUUAUAAGCCCUAUACUAAUCUCGUAGAUCGAGAAUGGGUGUACUUAUAACUGUAUAGUUCAAUGGUUUGCAUUAGAUAAUAGUACCUUAAGUUCCAUAUAAACCUAUUUACAAAAUUAUAGUUAUUUAUUUAAAUGAUUCUGGCAUACAUGUUUCGCUUGAUCAAUCUCUUCAGGCAUGAACGUCUACCUAUUAUUUAAGAUAUAGAAAUGUAAAUCGACAAAGUUGGCGGUCGACCAUCAUUAGAGGCGAUAUUCACUUGCACUUGGCACGAGUGUUCAUAUAGAACAGAGGCCUUAGUUUGAUUUGCGUUUACAAGUAUUCGAAACGAUCACAGCGCCGAACGCGUACUCGUUGCGAUUACUACGUAAAACAAACUCGUACUAAGGCCUCAGACGGACAGUGCGGUGGAUAGCGAAUUUGCCACAGGUUUUUGUCUCUUGCCUACCCCAAUGGGAGACAGGUGUGACGAUAUGUAUGUAUUUUUAAGUGAUUUAUGUACUAAAUACAGUUGCUGAUAUAAAAUAUUACAACUACCUAUUGCUUAAAAGCACGUAUUUUGUAAAAGGCAUCGUUCCCAUUGUGAUGUUCGUUCGUUCGGUGUUUUUGUUAAUUGUUCUUUUAUACUUUGAAUGCAUAAAGCAAUAUAUUUAUUUUGUUUAUAAAA